Anisakis simplex (herring worm) is the source of this 555-nucleotide messenger RNA. The record is from the annotation of a GenBank genome assembly. NCBI's taxonomy places the organism in Eukaryota, Metazoa, Nematoda, Chromadorea, Rhabditida, Anisakidae.
AUGUUAGCGCUGGUUUCAGUUGAUAAAUUUUUCCGGGCACUCAACACCAACAGCGGAAAUAACGGUGCUGGUGAGGGUACCGAAGAAACCGUGAAUGGUAUCACAACAACCGUUGCCAUGCCACUGACUGGCGGGCCGGGAUUGAAGCCAGCCUCAAUAAUGGAUCUUUUUGGUGGUGGUGGUGGUACGGAAUCCGGAAGCGUAACUCCUCAGAAGCCAACAGAAUUUGUCGAGCCGGAACGGCCAACCCAGGAAGGAAAUGGAGGGUCACUGUUCGGUAUUGAGAAACUGCUUGGACUAGCUGGUGGAAUGACAGUCGAUAAGGCACAAACAAUAACGAAACCAUCAGUAGAAUCCCCGAUAACAGCGUCGAUUGAACAACCCACUGAUCCAGGCGAUAACUUGCUUGGAAGUAUUCUGAACGGACAUUUCGGUGAAAUAGACUGGAUUGGCUCUCUACUUGGUACCAAACAAACGCCGUCACAAGAGGAAGGCAACGCCAUGGCGCAACUAUUCAAAGGUGGCUUCUUCGGGCCAGCAGAUGAUAGUGUGUGA